UCAACGCCAAACCCUCAUCAGAACAGCGGAAAGACGAGAAGAAUCUUCGAUGAGAAGGGGCACAUGAAGAAAAAGAAACUUCCACAUUGCAAUUUUAUAAUUAGUACGCCUUUUGGCUAGCCCAGUCUGUCAGGAUCGGAUCGGGAGAAUUCAUGGUCCGACUGCUCCCAAAAUCGCUGUGGUUACACCGUUUGAGGGAAACAAGUAUUCCGUGGAAACAAUGAAACCUGUCAAAAACGAUUGACGGACCUUGCCAUCCACAAAUUCGCGUCGCGCAAAGUGUAGAUUCCUCGCGGUUUUUGUUUUGAAUCGUCAUGGAGGAUUCUGAGCAAGUGAUCCGGCCGACCGGAACCGUCGUCCCUUCAGACGCGAGCGAAAACCGAAAAGAUUUAGCGCAGAAGAAUGAGAAAAACGACGACGUUUCACGGACGGAGCGGUCUAGCGAUAGUCGCGUCCCGGGAGUUGAGGAGGCUCGCGCCAAGGCCGAAACGGGUGAACCCAACAAACCCAGGGCUCGUACCAUACGGAACCAGAGCGACAUAUUCUCGUUGAAGCCCGAGCCGACCGAGCUGGCGACGUCGAUUUUCUCGAUCAACGGCUCGCCGUCCCGCAAGAUUUUUCGUAAGACGGAACCUUUACCGACCGGAAACGUUCCCCGCGGCGGGGAUGAUGCUGCGUCGACCGACCCGAAAAUGGCGGCAACUAGGCCCGUGACGCGCAUCACCAGAGAAAAUUACAACGACGAGAAACGCCCGUCGAGUUCCUACAGGAACCCAUUGACGGGCUCGGGUCUGUCCUCGAACGACGAAUACAAGAGCAAAGGGGCGAAGAGAAAAGACGGUAACCCGUUGCUGGGUUCGGGAUACGAGUCGGAAUUGGCGGGGAUCGGGUCCAGCGACAGGGUCCCACCAGGAGGCUACUCCCAUAGGUUAUGGUGACGGUGUCGCGGAGCUUGGGAACAAAUUGACCGGGAUACGAUAAAACACAAACCGCGAAUAAAUGGAACUUUAGAAUAAACGAGCUUUGAUUUAUUUUUACGUGUAAAAAGUGUCAAAAUCUUUUUGGUUUUUUGGGCAUCGCCGUGGUGCAUUUUUUUAUUCAAAAUAAAGCAGUAAGCUUUUUGGAUUAAAAAAAAAACAAAAGUAUUUGUUUACAAAGAAAAAACUUUAGCGCAAGGAAGAUUCGGUACGAAAAUUUCACCGCAAACAGAAACGUCACUACAUGCGUUACCAUGGCAAUCUGUCAAACCAAUCAGUUGUGAUUGGUUACAAACUGUGUGAAAUUUUCAUAGUUAGUUAUCGAUAUAUUAGUAUUCAGUCACCAUAAAA
Cylas formicarius (sweet potato weevil) is the source of this 1328-nucleotide messenger RNA. RefSeq lists its product as uncharacterized. Lineage: Eukaryota; Metazoa; Arthropoda; Insecta; Coleoptera; Brentidae. The transcript is spliced from 5 exons. Bases 315 to 938 code for a protein of 207 amino acids. The record is from RefSeq and is a predicted model, not a curated record.